This is a messenger RNA of Bombus pyrosoma, 1134 nucleotides long. It is a transcript of the gene Rpp30, whose product is annotated as ribonuclease P protein subunit p30. The transcript is spliced from 3 exons. Lineage: Eukaryota; Metazoa; Arthropoda; Insecta; Hymenoptera; Apidae. Gene Ontology annotation, molecular function: RNA binding. The record is from RefSeq and is a predicted model, not a curated record. Gene Ontology annotation, cellular component: nucleolar ribonuclease P complex. Gene Ontology annotation, biological process: tRNA processing. Bases 198 to 1037 code for a protein of 279 amino acids.
GUAAAUGUAUUUUGUAUCUACAUACAUAAAAAUUCUAGGUUAGGAUUAGUCGAAGCAUUGUCAAAGGAAUAUUGACGAAAAAAAUUAGAAGAAAAUGUUAAUUUCUAAGUAGCUUCAACCAAACAUUAUAAAUGAAUUUAGAGCAUAUUUAAUUAAAAUUAAAGAGCACUUACGUGUAAAUCUAAUAUUUCAUAAAAAUGGAUAUCAGAGAAAGUACAGGAUUUUACGAUUUGUGUGUGAAUGUACCAGGAAACCAACCACAAAAUUUAUAUCCUAUUUUAUCAAAAUUAUGUGAAUAUGGAUUCAAAACAGUAGCAAUAAAUACUAAUGUAGAUGAAAGUGUACUUGGAACAGAGAAAAAAAGGAAAAAAAAGGGUGAUGAUAGUGAAACAUCACAGGGUAUUGUUCUUGAAACAAUCGACAUUGGAAGUAUAAGAAAAGAAUUUGACGGAAGAUUAAGAAUUUUUAGUCGAAUUACUUUCUUUUGUUCUGAUUUCGCAAAAACGCAUGUAGUGAAUCACUGUUCCAGUUUAAAAAAAUUCGAUCUAUAUGCUUUUGCUCCAAAAACACAAAGUGCUUUACAAUUUGCAUGUACUCAAUUAAAUGCAGAUAUAAUUACAUUAAGGUCGAAUUCUACAUCAUUUAAACUUAAUAAAAAACUAUAUGAUCAAGCAAUUGAAAGAGGAAUACAUUUUGAAAUACAGUAUGUAGAUCUAUUAAAUGUUGAAUCCAGAAAAAAUACUAUCCAUUAUUCUCAUCUAUUUCAUACAUACGGAAAGAGUAAGAAUGUAAUAUUAUCCAGUGGUAUCAGUGAUAUUAAGACAAUACGAAAUCCUUAUGAUCUUAUAAAUUUGGCAUGUUUAUUGGGUUUGAAUGAAGUUCAAGCAAAAGCUUCAAUACUACAUCAGUGUAAAAGACUUCUGUUAAGAGCAGAAAGAAGACGUAGAGGGAAAGCUGCUUUUAUUAUUGAAGAUUGUACAGAAAGAACAAGUAUCACUGAUGGAGACUCAAAAUUUCUAAAAAAAUUGAAAGUAUAAGUUGAAUUAUAAUAGAUGUUUUUUAUUAUUUUUUUAAAUGGUCAAUUAAAAAUAUGAUAAAAAAAUAAAUAUUACUUUUUACUUUAAAUUUACUUAC